AUUGUGUUUAUCUAUUCCACGUACGAUCUAAAAAGAAGAAAAAGUGCAAGAUAAGUUAGGUGCAGCUCGACGAGCAAGGAGUGAAUUCGUUAGGUGUUCAAUGGGAUCCAUAUUCGGUGAUCGUGACCGUGUGUAAAGCUAUUUUGGUUCGAAGGGGUUAACGGAUUUGUCGUCACGACGGUCAUCGAUGGUCUACGCUACUAACCUCGAGCGAAACAUGGUCCCCUAUUUGUGAAUUGGAAGGAUGCCUGAUGUGCCCACUCGUGGUUAGCCGGGAAAAGUAUGUGAUCUUUCUUAAGGUGCGAUGGAGCCUCGCGGAGCCGGCUUUUACUAUGAGUUGAGGCCUCGUAAUUAAUCGGGACUGGCAUGGAGAAGGAGAACUCCGCAUCGGGCGGAGGCGGCGGAGGUGGCGGAGGCGAAGCGGCGGCCACGGCGACUCCGGGCGCCACCUCCGCCUCCGAGAAACUCCAGGCGGACCAGGCCAAUCCGUUGCUCGAUCCGACUGCGCUCUUCGGUGCGUAUUGGCCUCGGGGCGACAGUGCAGCUUCGUCGCUUUUCGGUGGGAUGCCUGGUGGAUAUGGGUUGGGGGCCCAUCAUUUGCCAUCGGCUUACGCCAUCCUGGGCCGAGGUGGCUCUGCUCCCGGUUUUGGGAGCCACACACCGGCCUCUGCACCACCACCACCCCCCUACUCCCACAGCAGUCUUGGUACCCUGAGCGUGGCCGCCAGUCAAGCUGCGAGUUUAGGUAUCAAUCCUGCGAGUGCAGCAUGGUGGACGAUGGCCUCGCACCUGGCGGCACACGACUACCUCGCGAGGUUACAAGGGGCGGCGGGACUCCCCGGAUUUCCGCCCGGUGCUGAGAGUCUUCUGCCACCCUAUCCGGCCUCUCUACUUAAUCCCCCGUCCCUUUCGUCACACAAGUCCAGUAAGUCUAAGUCAAGCAAGAGUCACAAGACGCCAGCCAACAGCAGCAGCUCGACGACGCCUAGCAUGACGAGCAGCAGUUUGCCGGUGUCGACGCAAGCACCGAUCACGUCCUCCCAUCAUAAUACCUCGGCCAGCAGCACGCCAAAUUCGCAAACGAACGUCGUCAGUUCUGCGAAGGAAGGCAGCGACCCUAGCAGUAUAUUGGGAGGUGUGCGGCUGCCUCCCGACACAGAGAUCAUCAAGUACACGUCGAGCAUAGUCGGUCCGAAGGUACCUGGCACGACGAACCGCGGCAGGAAGAAGACGAUAUCCUUGGACACGCCGAGCGUAAGCGUGCACCCGCCGCCGGUUCCUGCUCUUAGCGCUCAUCAGACAAACACGACGACAACGUCAUUGAUGAUGGAACCGAGAAAGUACAACCGCACAGGGACCGAGUCGAACGACUAUAGAGAGCCGGUGGAUCGCGUGGAAGUGAUCAAAUUGCCAGCUCAUUCGACCAACGGUUCCGUUCUGUCGGCGCCCACGUCGUACACAACCACUACCAACGCGAACAGUUCGAACGAUUCGGACGCGCCGCUGAACCUCUCUCUGAAACCUGCGACGACGAGCAGUAGCUCGCCAAUUUCUAGUAGUCAGCCACUCAGUCAGCUCAGUAAUUUAAGCCAGUCGUUACUCGCCUCCGAUCGAACAUCGAGACGAAAGCCAGGUCCAAAGCCUCGAAGGGUGCCUCAGAACUCGGUCCCGGUGCCAGCGUCGCCUAGUCCAUCGCUGGCGCAGCUCUUCGCAGCUGCGGAUUCGCCGCAGCGGCCGAGCAGCGGAAGCGAGGAAAGUGAGAGCGCCAGCACGACUCACCACAAAGAUGGUCGACCGAGGAAUCUGGGUCGCGGCGUGUCCAAGCCGAAGAAGAACACCGUAGCCUCGCUCCUAGCUCAAAGCAGAGCCCUGGGCAUCAAGCCUACGCCUACCUUGGAUCCUAGCGUGCCAUUGUCUCACCAAGUCUCGUUGCUCAGGUCGAACAUUCUGGCUGCUCAGCUGCACGCCACCACGACCGACGACAAGAGUCAGCGGUCUUUACAGGAGAAGAUGAAGAACAAGCUGCUGGAGGUGUCUGGCGAGGAGAGCAACAUGGACGUGACCAGCGAGAGCGGCAGCAACACCGACGUAGUGACGGACACCGACGACGACAACAUGGACGGUGUGUCCAGCGCGAAGAGAAGAAAGGUCAAGCCCAGCGAGAGGGAUCUCCAGGUCCCGUUGGAGCGUGGUUGGAAACGGGAAACGGUUAUCAAGGGUCUAGGAAAGUCGGGAGUGAUAAAGGGUGACGUGUCUUAUUAUAGUCCUUGCGGAAAGACCUUCAGGAGCAGUCCAGACUUGGCAAAAAACACCGUUUUCCAGUUCUUGGAGCAACAGAAUCCGGCAGAGCUGACGACAGCGAACUUCUCGUUCUCGUCUCGUCCCCUGAUAGGCGAGUUCCUGCAGCCGACAAUGGGUCUGGCGGAGGCGGAAUUCGUUAGGUUGGGCGCUCAAGAAGUGGCCAGAAGGUUGGAGGAGCUCAGAGCCGCGGGUGGUUUCAGGGACGUGCGGACAAACAAUCAGUACGAGAGGGAGAAGCUCGCGUACGCGAAGAAACUGGCCAAGGAGGAAGCUCAGCGACACAAGGAACAAGCCAGGCUGAUCAAGGAGCAAGAGAAAUCGGAACGGCAGGAGGCAGUGAGGCGGGAACGAGAGAUCCGAAAUCAGCAGCUACUCGAGUUCGUUGCGAAGCUUGAAAAAGGCUCAGCCUAUCCUCUUCACAGAGAGACCACGCUACGAACCCAACCACCACCACCACCACCACCACCACCUACUACUACUACUCACCCGAGCUCUAAACAAUUCGCAAACGUCCUCGAACAAAGGACAGGCUACCGAAAAGAACGACCGGUAUCACUCGCACGCGACCCGACACGUAACGAACCGUCGAUUAACACGAUCGAUUAUUGGGCAUCCCUAAACCUACAAACGCAGGGUCGAAAGCGGCUAGCGUUCACGAUCAAGCAGAAAAUGAAGAUCAUCCAAGAGAUCGAACGCGGUAAGAGCAAGAGCGACGUGGCGCGCGAGCUGGGUCUGGCUAGCAGCACUGUGGCCACCAUCUGGAAGAAUCGUGAGAGCAUCGCCGAGAGCUGGAGGAACCGCGACAUGCUGCAACACACCGACCCGGAGGACGCGGUAGCGAAAAAGUCCUGCCUCUCCUCAUCAUCUACGAGCCUGGCGUCGGUCACGUCGCUGGCGACCAGCGCGGUGCUCAGCACAGCCUGCACCACGAACACGACCACCACGUUGCCGGCGGUCGUGGUUGCGCCGCCGUCGGUGCAGGUGGUACCGCCGCCGCCGCCACCGCCGCCGCCACUUCCAUUGCCGACCACCUGCACGACGGUCGCGUCUACAGCACCGUUGCAGACCCAACCCACCACGCAGCCCGUCACGCCAAUCUCCAGCACCGCGUCCACAGGCACCACCACCACCACCAACGCCAGCAUGGACAAUACCCAGCAGGCCCAGACCCAGACGCAAAGUCAGGAGCUUCUGGAGGCUCGGAAAAAACGGCAGGAAGAGGUGGAGAAGAUACGACUGGAGGAGCAACAACGGAAGCAACAGGAACGGGAGCUGAAGCGGCAACAGGCGGUCAUGUUGAAAGAACAGAUGUACAUGCAGGAGCUCACCAAGCAGCGCGAGAUGCUCUACACCGUCGAGCUGGAGAGGGAGAGAAGGAGGCAGCAUAUGGCGUUGGUACGGGCGCUCGAGAAUCGUCGAAAGAUGGAAGAACGUGAAAAGAAACGCUUAGAGGCCAGGGCCGAGAGAAUAGCGACGAAAGAGAAACGAGCCGAGCAGAGAAAAAUGGAGAUGGAGCUGAUCGAACAGAUCAGAAAACCCGUGGAGGAUAUGGAACUGACAGAUCACAGACCACUGCCAGACCUGAAACGAAUACCUGGACUCAAGCUGCCCGGCCAAGCGUUCUCGGACAUUGUCAUGGUAUUCGAGUUUCUGCACAAUUUCGGGGAGACUUUGGGCUUCGACAUGGACUCGCUACCGAGUCUGAAGAGUCUCCAGUUGGCGCUCCUCAACGACGAGGAGGCCGAGGAGGAGAUGCUGUCGGUGAUGACGCAUCUGCUGGUGUGCGCGAUCGAGGAUCCAGGGAUCCCGCAGCCGGCACGUCACACGACAGGGCUCGGUCAGAGUCUGCGACAGGCUGACAUAACGCACGCGAACAUCAGCGAGGUGUUGCGGAUCUAUCUGUACGCGAACGCGACCGGGGAAGUGAAGGCAUUGACCGGCGUCUGUCUCGAACGAGAACGCGACAAGAAGUUCGCCGAUCAUCAUCAAAACGGCGGCGACUACGCCUCGACUUGUUCGGGAAAGAACGCCCAGUUCUACGAACAUCUGCACAAUAACGAGACGUGGAAGAUGUCCGAGAGGCUGAGGGACAAGCCUUUCUUGGCGCUGAAUCCGACGCACAAGGCGCAGAUGCUCGCAUUCCUCUGCAACGAGCUGUUGCAAAACAAGGCUGUGAUCAGGCAGAUCGAGGGAAGCUUAGAGACGGUAGCUCAGCUCAGGAAAGAGAGAUUCGUCUUGGACACCAAGAUCAGGAAACUCAGACAAUUGCACAGUCGAAAGGUCCGUAUGGAAGCGGUCGGCGUGAUCGUGAACAAAACCGGCGACACUAUCACUAUAGAGAAGAAGGAGGUCGACGACGAGAGCAACACGACUUCGACGGCGGUGGGAACGACACCCACGCCGGAUGAGAUUCAUCACGAGGAUGAGGUCGAAGACAUGUCCGAGAACGAGAGCGAAGGGACUCAGCCUGAAGAGGAGGAAGACAAAAAUUUAUCCGGCGAGGAGCUCGGCAAGAAACUGGACAAACUGUUGAAACAAUCGGAGGAGCAACUGCAGAAGCUGAACAGCUCUUCGAAGCAGCUUCGAGCGCACAUAUUCGGCCAGGACAGGUACUGGAGAAGAUAUUGGGAGCUAGCAUGCGCUGGUGGCAUCUUCAUAGAAGCUAUGGAGAGCGCUGAACCGGAAGUUCUGGAGCUGCAGGCCGAGUUGGACGAAAAGUACAAAGACAUGCCAGUGGAGGAGAAGCCCGAGGCGAAGCAAGAGGACACGAAAACGAACACCGAGAACCGGGAGAACGAAGCACCGAACAACGUGAAAGAGGAGAAGAAGUUUAACUCGAACGAGCAAGAGGAGGACGUGAAGCCGCUGGUGGAUAAAGCGAAAUCCGAAAUCGAAGAUAUUAAUUGCAAGAAGGAACACGUGCAGAACUGCGGUUCGGAGAACUCGACGAAGGUAAAAGAGGAGAAGAAGCACGACGUCGACGGUAUGACCGACGCGAAGACCAACGUCACGUCGGAGGAAAUUAAACAGGAGACAGAAGUAGUCAGCAUGGACGUAGACAUGAAAGAAGAAACGAAGAAAGAGCACGAAGACAUGGACGAAGACAUGAAACCAGUUAGAAUAAUGGAAGAUAAAAUUUGUGAGACAAUACCUAACGGUGAUAAAUACAAUCACGUCAACAAUCUUCACAACGGCAAAGAGUUAAAUGGAACAUUUAUUUCCAAUAACAGCAACGAGUUCAAUUGGUUUUCGAUUCUGCCGCGCGAGACAUGCGACACUCCGGGACCGAGUACGAAACAAAUUUUCGGAAUAGCUGAACCAACCGAGCUGAGAAUCCCCGUUUUUCCCCCUCCAGCUAGUCCGAAUUAUGAUAGGUGCGAUAGCCCCGCGCCCUUGAUUUUAACCCAAGACGAAGCGGCACAGCUAGAGUACCUAAAAGUCCACGGUCUACCGCCCCCUGGAGAAGCCAAACCGGUACCAAAAGAUCUACGAUACGGCUGGUGGAGAAUAACGGACGUGGACACGUUUCAAGAGCUGCUGGAACACCUUCAUUCGCGCGGCGUACGCGAGAAAGAACUGAAACGUACUACGUGGGCGACGAUGGAGUCGUUCCUGGCUGUCACAGGCAGGAUCAACGUUGACCCCGGCAAUCUUACUGCCACCGAGAUGCAACAGACCCCCGACGAGCUCGAUACACUCAUUCCUCAACCAGACAACCCGGAAACAUGGAGCGAGCAAGUCGCGUUACGCGUGGACGCGCAGCUUUUGGAGCAGGUCGAGGCUCUCGAAGACAAGGUCGCCAAUGCCAGCAUGCAGGUCAAAGGCUGGAAGCUUCCUCCGCGGGCGGGAACCGAGGAGGCCGAAGAAAUCGAAAAGUUGAACGAAAUGGAGAAGAUCAGUGCGGUAGAACAGGCACGACAAAGGUUACUGUCUCUGGAAGCCGCCAUUGAGAGGAGAUACUUGAAGCCACCGUUAGGUGUUUGCACGGGGGAUCCAAAUUUGGCAGCGUUGAAGGCAGAACAAGCAGCGGCCGCAAACGCCAACUCGAAUAACUCAGAUCCGAGCAAUCAGACGCCGGCGCCUCAAGAAGAAACAACACCGAGAGGGCUGAACAACUGGCGUGAUGCAACAGCUCGAGCUCACACGUCGGCUCAGCUCGCCAUGGCACUUUACAUGUUGGAGGCAAGCAUCGCCUGGGACAAGAGCAUCAUGAAGGCUGUGAGUCUAACACCAGCUAGAAACUCGAUCUGCGUCAAGCUACGAAACCGCUGCGUCUCACUCAAAGCUACCAAUCAGUACAAUCAGCUAUUGACUACUUCUCAGGCCUCUAAUUGUCAGUUUUGUCACAGCGGAGAUAACGAAGACAAAUUGCUACUGUGUGAUGGCUGUGACCGCGGCUACCAUACUUACUGUUUCCGUCCAAAAAUGGAAAACAUUCCUGAUGGUGACUGGUAUUGUCACGAAUGCAUGAACAAAGCAACAGGGGAACGAAAUUGUUUGGUAUGUGGAAAAAGAGUUGGUAAAAACUUAGUGCUAUGUGAACUCUGCCCACGUGCUUAUCAUACCGACUGCCACAAUCCUGUUAUGCCAAAAAUGCCAAGGGGAAAAUGGUAUUGUUCUAAUUGCCACAGUAAACAACCAAAGAAGAGAAAUAGUAGUCGAAGGAGUCAUACCAAAGGCGGAGGCACCAGAGAAAGUGAAAGUUCUGACCAUCCACCAGCUAGUCCAACGCCGUCAACGGCAUCGAACACGCACGUAGAGGACGUCAGUUCGUCGGAACCGGCAACCCCUACCGCCUCGCCACGGAAGGAGGGAAACAAUAGGACGCUCACGAAGAAACAACAACGAGAGCUGGCUCCUUGUAAGAUGCUACUCGAACAGUUGGAGCAACAGGACGAGGCCUGGCCGUUCCUCUUACCGGUGAACACCAAACAGUUCCCGACCUACAAGAAAAUCAUUAAAACGCCCAUGGAUCUCAGUACGAUCAAGAAGAAAUUGCAGGACUCCGUGUACAAGUCUCGCGAAGAGUUUUGCGCCGAUGUCAGACAGAUGUUCAUCAACUGCGAGGUAUUCAACGAGGACGACAGUCCCGUGGGGAAGGCCGGACACGGGAUGCGCAGUUUCUUCGAAAUGCGUUGGACCGAGAUUACCGGGGUGCCGCCAGCGCAGCAGCACCCACAAACGCAUAGCUGAGGAUCGGUUCGAUCUCGCAACACCUGCAACAGUUUUGCCCACUUCUACUACUAAGAGAGGUAGUGUGUCCAUGGAACAAUCGCCUGGGAGUCGUCCAAGAGUGACCGAAACCGAGACCUUCGUUCCCAUGCAUUGUCGACCUCGUUCUAGCGGUCGACCGAACGCAAACUCGAUAGAAACUCCGUAUACGCGGGCAAUAUCAACGUGCGCGCGCUCCGUUCGCCUCCCCUGAACCCUCCCGACGCUCGUUUCUCGCUGUGAUCGACGCUCGCGUGGGCGCUCCUCGUGUUCUAAUCUACUCGAUGGUCGAAUCUUAAGGUCGUCGCACGCUUCACUACGCAGCGAACGAACAGCAACGAUUGCCAGCAUAUUUCUCUAUUAGGGCGUGGAGACCAUAAAUUAUUGCGCGUUUCGGUAGUCGCUUAGCUUCCUAGUCGUUUCUAAAUCGUCCAUCGAAAUGAAAUAGACGUCCUGACCCUCUAUAACCGAUGCUAACGUUUGCUUCUGGGGGGAAUAUAGUAAGUCCUCGACUUUCACAAUUCAUUUUUUCCUGCGAUUUCUUUGCAAGUUAAAUUGUAUGAAUGUGAUGUAUUACUAGGAGAAGAAAAGAUGAGUCACACGCUAAGAGUAAUGUGGUACCGUGAAUGAGGGGGACAAUUUUGAGUAACUCUGUUGCUUGCAUAAAUUGUUAGCCACGGACCUUACGAAGGCUGACUGAAACGCUCAAUAUCGCAAUUCUUUCUCUUUACAAUACAUCUGAUAUACAAUCUUUGGUUCGGGAGUUAAUUAAAAUUGCACAGAUCCAUAUAUGGAAACUAAAGAGAAGAGGAUAUUGGUGUAAUAUGUAUAUACAUACACGUACACAAAAUAUGUAUAAAGACUUGAGUGGGAGCGUAACCGCGUAACUCGAGGACUUGCUGUAUCGAUAAACAAUUGCAUUUGUAUUUAUUUUUAUUACUCGGUUUGUUUAUUUUUAGGACUAGUUGCAAAGACAACCAAGUCGUUAGCUGUUUCCACGUCGUUAUUGAAAAUGAAAUUGGAAUUCUGUAAUUCACUGCAUAAUACUUUGAGUAUAAUUCCAUCAACUAAUGGCACUUUGCCUUGACUUUUUGCAUUCAGAGAACUAGCAUAGUCUUGCGGAAGAAUGUAAUUAUCUUCAAAAUGAUGGUAGAAAACCAUAGAUCAUCAAGCUUGAAAUUAUGUUUUAUUGCAGCUAUUACUUAAUGAAUUAAGGUUUUGAAAUGCGCAAUAUUUUCUGGGACACCCUAAUACACAAUUUAAAUACGAUUAUGCUCGUUUGUCGACAGCAACGCUACCCAUCCAUACGAAAUGUCGAUGAAAUUAGUAAAAAAAAAAAUUACAUAUAUCUUCUAAACGCGUAACAAAAGUUCAAUGAAAUAUGACUCACGGAACAAUAUACGAUAUGGAGCAUACACAGUGAUGUGAAUAAUUUUAAUUUUUAAUUUUUUUUUAUUUAAUGGCUUAGUCUUAUUAAAAAGCUAAAACAGAAUUGCAAGAAAUACGAUUGAAGUUCAACCAACAAGGUUAUGUCGCAAUCACGUUAUAGCAAAUACACAAAUCAUUAUUACGAAUUCUAUACAUAUGAUUGAAAAAACUCAAGACUAACUAUGAAACCAGCUUUAGUGAUUGUGAAGAAAAACAGGCUCAAGAUGUUUGGUCACUACAUUUGAAGUAUAGAUGGAUAUUUAGAGUCACACUGCUUGUGCCUCUUUCAUAUAUAUUUAUUUGAUUGUUAUAUUUUAAUUACAUAUUUAACAAUGUCUUAAGAUUAAAAUUAAUAACCGUUUCAAAAUUUACAAGUAUAUAUGCCUCCUUAAUGUAUUGUUCAAUGGUCUGUUGACCCUAUGUGGUUAACAAAAAGGAGAUUAAAUCGAUUCAAUUAUGUACAGGGUAUAUCAUAACAUUUGGGAGCCAUUUUGGUGGUAGAUUGGUAACAUAAAAACAAUGUAAAUAGUUUAAAAACCACAGAAUCAGGCUUUCUUUCAAUAUUCAUUUUUAGAAAGGUGUUAAACUAUCCAUUUCAUUACCUCAAUACCUCCAGAGAUUAAAUACUUCUGAUUGUUUCUAACACAUAAAAAAUUACAGAAAUAUAGAUAUAUUAAGUUCUUGUAUUACAUAAGAGAACAAAAUAGACUACCUUAUAGAAUAACACAACCAACAAUAGAAUCAAUUAUAGACGGUUAUAACUUAGGAACAAUAUCAAAUAUGGAAUAUGUUUAUAUGAACUUUCUGCAUUGUUUUUAAUUUCCAAGACCCUCAUCAAUACAACUUUCACAUAUUAUGAUACACUCUGUAUAUACUUUUGUAGAACCAUAAGUUGUGAAAAGUAUAACAAUAUCAAAGCAGAAGGGAAACCCUGAUGCAAGAUAGCAUAGUUUUCAAACAAUUAUCUACAUGUAUAUCAUAUAAAAUUCAUGUUUUGGUUUUUUUAAUAGUAGACUUUUAUAUACCCAUUAGUAUAAUUUUCUCCUUUCUUCUUUGUCCGGUAAUAUGAAUAUCAUAGCUAUUUCCUCCAGUAUAAAUUUUGCUAUGAACUACUUGCAGAGAUUCAAUAAAACAGAGUAUACUGAGCAAUGUUCACAAUAUGAGAGGAAUCUGUUUGUUUGUCAAUACAAUAUCCUGACCAAUAGUGAAAUAACUUUAUCUCCAAUGCAACACUGGCUCCUUUCUUGCAGUUAAAUAAAAACUUAUAGAUUUCAUGUGGAGUGGUUUGGGAAAGACUAUGUCCUCAGAACUGGCCCCUCCAAUAAUGUUUUAACCCUUUUUCCAUUUAGAAUGCUAGUAAUGCAAUGUAUAAAUUUACGAAACGUAAAAUCUGACAAAUUCUGUAAAGUAAUAAAUCGAUGUAUAUCCUUUUCACAGCAGACAAGUAAUCGUGUACUUUUCAUGAAAAUUCUGUUUUCAAACGCCGAGUUGGCGUGAAAAAAAAGCGUUAAAAACAAUUAUCGGAUUAAAGAAAUAUAUGGAGAGUGAUGGGGUUGGUUCUGUUGCAAAUAGUGCUAAUACGUGAUACGCGCGGCUCGGAAGUUACCAUUCGUUCGCUUUGUCAAAGCGUGUGACAACUUUUGAUUGUUUCGAUAUUCUUGGCGAAUGUUUUUUAAAGGCUUGUACGUUACCUUUCCGUAUCAUUCAGCGAGAGGAACUUUUCGAUACUCGUCGAGAAUGCUUCCGCCAAACGAAUUUCCAUUUAACCUCGCAGGGGUUGUUGGCACGCGAUGUGGUUAAUUCGGGAAGCUUUAUCGACGAGGCACCGGAAGUCGCACGAGACAGAAAUCCAACGCGGUAGAUUACGUUUCGCGAUUCUGGAGCUUCUCGAGAGACCGACGCGAUUCGCGGACGGGAGACGUUUUAACUUCCGUUUUGCGUGGCGAAACCGAACAGGAAGGAAACACGAUGUGCGAAAUGGUCACUGUACUUACCGAGAAUUAACGAGUUAAAUUUUGCCUAAGCGAACACACGAUGUAAUUUGCGAUUGUAUUAUACAGGCUUAGCGUCGAAGAGUCGGCAAAAGAAAUAUUUUGCAAAUUAAUGAAUGUGAGAGAAAAAAAUAAAAAAAAAAAAGCAGAAAAUAUGUGUAUGUACGUACACAUGAAUGUAUAAAUAUGAAUAUAGUGUAUAUGUAUACUAUAUAGAUAGUCACAUGAAAACAUUGCAACACUCACACGCGAACACAUUUGCCCACGAAAACGUCAGCACGAUGAAAGGGGUAAUAUUUGCUGCAGAGUAAGAUACAAUAGAAUGACAAACGGAGUCAAUCUUCCAAUUAAGGACGAAGUUAAUGCCAUUCCACGAAUUCUUUUCCCUUUUUUUUUUCUUUUUGUUCCUCGUUCGCUUUGGCCUUUGUUUGCACUAAAAUCACGAGUGAACAAAUGCUCAUCGGUUGGACUGGAACGAUUGCAAUAAAUAAAACCGAUAGAUCGACGCGGACGUUGACUAAAGGAACUACAGUAUUUUAAACAUGUCCGAUACAAUUGGGCUUUUCGUUAGGCGGAACAGGCGUUGCUUUAUGUUGAAAACCUUUAAUCGCAGUGUGAUUUGGUCCUCUUUAAGGGAAAAAUACAACUAUCCUAUUUUCUUUUUUAUUUGUUAUAUGAAUUUAUCGCGAGAUGAAAUAAAUUAGAAAAACAUGUAAAGUACAAGUAAAUAAUUAUAAAGAUGAAUACACUUCACUUCAUAUAUGAAACUGUAUAACAAUUUGCUUCAUACAGAUAUAAAUAUUAUUUUAAAUUAUAUUUUUAUUUAUCACCAAAAGAGACCAAAAUACUGUGGUCAAAAGCUUUCAAAAGAAAGACAUCCUUGUUCAGAGCAGCGAACAGUCUAAUUUCAUUCAGCAAACAAUCAAUUACUUAAAUCAUUUACAUUUCACAAUAAUAAUCGUUAACAUGUACAGUGCAACGUUGCUUCCGCCGUUGGAAAGCAUACAUUGUUUACAGUCAUUAUUUUAUUCACUGCCGAAACGAACUUCCUAAUAAGCAAUAUGUGACAGUGUUGGGCAAAUUUAAAUUAAAGUUUGACGAAAUUGUUAGUCACUUGCAUCAUCGACUGAGUUAAUAAAUUAUUCUCGACGUCGAGUCGAGAACAUUGGAAAUUUCUGUAUCGUACAUUUACAAACUUCAACUAUUUCAGAAUAUAUUCUUGGGGAUUUAUUUUGAAAGUCUGAAGAAUGUUUUUGAUCUUGAGGAAUAUAUUCUUAAAUAGUUAAAGUUUGUAAAUGCGUGAGAUAGAAAUUUUGUAGAUAAGAACUAAUAAUUUAAUUAACGACGGCGACUAACUUAACAUAAUCAAUAUCGUCGAUUUCUCGUGGUUGAUGGAUUUCAGUAACCGAUUAAUUCCGGCUAAAUUUUUUUCCGAUUACCAUCUGUUCGAGAAAGAUUUAGUCGAUCGAUGCCCAACCCUGAGGAUGCGAACACAAGUGCAACCUUUGUAAACACUUACGAAUACGUGGCUGGUAAACACGAAUUAUUUAACAAUGCGUAAUACUCGAUGCACAAAGAAUUGCGAGCAUUCCCCACAUUUUUCGUUCCUUCGCGAUUGUAUUCCGACAAAUGUAAUUCCUCAUACAUAUUUCGAUAUCAUGUUCGUAAGCAAUAUCGACGAAUUCGAUGGGAAUCGUCAGCGAUUGCGUGCACGUCGUCGAAUGGCAAGUCGUUUUUAACGAAGAGUUGCGUGUCUCGUGGCAGAGCGAUCGUGUUUACGUUUCUCGAGAAUGAACGGCAGUUUUAUACUCCGUGGCGCCCAAUUAGUGUCGCAUACGACGUGUAAGUGUUCUCGAAUUUUUAUCCGCGGCGAGCUCCCCGCGACAGGACCUCGUUAUUUAUCGAUCAUUGUUCGCGUAGCGUUGGGAGAUUUUUUAAGCGACGUUCGAUUUCGAAUAAGGUCUAGUAAACGUAAUUGUACAUCACGCGCGUUUGUACCCGUGGUGAGAAACGACGGGGGACACACAUUUUAAACGGAUUCUAUAUCGCGCGUCACAGCGUCCUAAGAAGAGGACGCAUGGACAAUGGCGUUGGUAGUAAUUUCUUGGAUUUCCCAGUAAACCCCCCCGCGGUACCUUUAUACGCGAAGUGCGAUCAUCGUGCGACGAUGAAAACGAUCGACAAGAAACGUUCACGGUAAUUCUUGUUUCUUUUCUUUGUUUCCUUUUUUUUUUCGUUUUUUUUUUUUUUUUUUUUAAUGUAAUUGAUGUACAUUAUUGCUCGUAAUAGCGGAUAGGUUUACGUAAUAAGGAGGAUUAAAGGGGAGAGAGACGAAGAUGUGGUUCGGUCGUAGUGAUUGUGCUAAACAUUCGUAGUUUGUAAAAGUAUUAGCUAGAUUGUAAAAGAGAAAUGCGGCGUGAAACGACUACGAGAUAAACGAUAAUUAUAAAUAAUGUGUACGGGGUGCGGCUGAACACGCGAACGCGAAUGCACGCCGUGUGCCGUCCUGACGCGAUCCAGGAACGUUCGAAACCGGUAAGAUCGUAACGAGUAAAACGCGCGUUCAUUGACUUCUAACGUAAAACGCUUACUUUGUUAUUUAAUUCGAGAACGCAACCCGACAUACGCUUUGUUUUUUCUUGGAAUUUUUGCGGAGCGGACGAUCAUCGAUCGUCUCGCGCGCCUAUUUCAUUUUAUUUCCUGUAGACGAUCGCCGGUUCCUGUAAGAACGAACGACGAAGCUGUAUUAAUAUUUUUUUUUUUUUUGAUUUGUGAGCGCAACAUCGGGGCAUUUCGCGAUCUUACCGAAUAGUUCUUCGGGAUCGUACGUCGAGACGCGAACGUACGCGACGAAGAUGGUGUAACGUCACUUUAUGCACGCCUUGCACCCUCGUAUUAUAGCCGAUGCAUUAGACAUCUCAUACAUUCAGACACACCCACCCGCCACCAACAAGAACAACAAGAACAAAUAAUUUUUUAAGAUUCAAUUAUUAUUUAAAUAGUACAGUUAUAUUGUUAGUAUGAAUAACGACGCUUUUUAUACGAAUUUUAGUUUUUAACGUCGAUCUUAUGAUAUAUUAUAUGGUAUAAUGAUAAUGACAAUGGUAAUAACAAUAACGAUAAAAUGAUAUCGAUAAUGGAACAGAUUAAAGAGAAACGGAAAAAAUGCGCAAAUGAGAAAAAGGGCGUACGAGAAAACGAUAGAGAGAAAGAUAGAGAGUGAGUGUGUGAGACAGAAAGGGUAUCGAGAGAGAGACAGAAAGAGAGUGUGUGUUUAAGCUAGAUGAUUGUCUAUAGUAUAAACGAAGGCAUACGUUAGGUAGCCUCGAUGCUAUUUAAACAGACUUAAUUAAUGUAUUGCAAAUGAAUUAAUAAAGUGUAAG
Molecule: messenger RNA, 14314 nt
Organism: Colletes gigas
Lineage: Eukaryota; Metazoa; Arthropoda; Insecta; Hymenoptera; Colletidae
Product: bromodomain adjacent to zinc finger domain protein 2B
Exons: 33
Coding region: 367-7494 (2375 amino acids)
Molecular function (GO): protein binding; DNA binding
Source: RefSeq, a predicted model, not a curated record